UGUCGUGUCGUGGCGGAGAGCGAGAACUGUGGAAAACUGCCCCUCGCGCGUGUAAUAUUCGCGAUGGACGGGUGUUUCGGUCCGGGGGAUUUGGAGGCGCUUCAAAAUUUAAUCUGCCCGCCGAAGGACGACUCCGACGACGAGGACGAUCUACCGCAGGCGGGCGCGAGGAAGUUGGGACCGGGCGACAUCGGCGCACCGAGCGAUCCGGGGAAGGGUCGUUCGGGACCUCACGCACCCCUACGGGGCGCGGGCGACGAUAUUUGGCAUCCCUCGGAGGCGGUCGACACCCGGAGCUCCCAGGAUUACGACCCCAGGAAGGCGCCCGAAUACGAGAUGAAGUUUAAGCAGGCGGUGACGGCGGAAGACGUUUAUCUGGGAGUGGGCUUUAAGACGCCGAGCACGGCGUCCUGCGAGUGGCUGUCGGUGCUGGUGAAAUUGCCCCAGGAAACGCGGGAAAACGUGGAGCUCUCCGUGGAAUCCGAGGCGAUCGACGUGCGCAGUCCAAGAUACCGGCUGCACCUACCGACGCCGCAUCCGGUGGACCCGAACGCGUCAUCCGCCAAGUGGCACAGCGACACCUCCACCCUGGAGGUCACCCUGAGGCUCAAACGCGAGCUGGAUAACGUAAACUUUUGAUUCUGGACCGAUACAUCGUUAUCCUGUCGCAGCAACUCUUGAGAGGAUCCCCCGGACGAUCGUUCCGGCGUGUACAAAGUUACAGCGUCGUAAAAAAUUACGUUGCGAAACUGUGCGCAGUUUCUUCCUUUUUCUAAAGACUCCUCUUCCGCGACCCUGCCGUGGAAACUGCGGGGCGAUCUGUAAGAUAUACCGUCGAUUUUUACAGCGCUUCGCGAUUAAGUUAAGUUCGCGGAAAUCACGCUCGCGAUGCGUACAAUAAUGCGUCCAAUAAUAAUAAUAAUGGCAAUAAAGGUGCUUUCGUACGAAUUGAAUUGUAUCCAAGCGACGUCGUCAUAAAAUUUUACUUUAUCCUCAUUUAUUUUUAAAGUUUACGCAGAUACACGAAGUCGC
Vollenhovia emeryi is the source of this 1032-nucleotide messenger RNA. RefSeq names its product protein PIH1D3 (gene Dnaaf6). The record is from RefSeq and is a predicted model, not a curated record. The transcript is spliced from 5 exons. Gene Ontology annotation, cellular component: cytoplasm. Gene Ontology annotation, biological process: axonemal dynein complex assembly. Bases 64 to 639 code for a protein of 191 amino acids. NCBI's taxonomy places the organism in Eukaryota, Metazoa, Arthropoda, Insecta, Hymenoptera, Formicidae. Gene Ontology annotation, molecular function: dynein intermediate chain binding; protein-folding chaperone binding.